UUUCAAAACCCCACAUUAAAACUCUGCUCCAGAAGUGCUUGCUAGGGCUGUGACGGUUGUCAUGUGGCCGUCGCUUUGGUGAAGUGAGACACGUCACAAACUAUGAAAAGUACAAAGUGCAAUCUCGCCAAGUGCAAUGUCUUCAAGUUCGUGUGAAUGCAAACGGCCAGCAGACUCAGAGUUAGUGCACUAUGAAGGGGAGGUAACUGACAUCAGUGAUAUAACCCCACUGGCUAGGAGGCGAAACAAUGAGACAAGAUAUUUUCUCUUGUGAAAAUAUAUCAAUCUGAACUACCAGUACACCAUCAGAGGUUUUCAGUGUGGCUGGAAACCAACAUAUCCUCCAACCCAUACGAUUGCUUUGGUUGUCCCCCGAUACCUGGAAUCGAUACCACGGUCUGAGAAAUGUCUAUGUUUGAGCGGCGUGUAAGGGGUUAAUGCCUCGUGUAGGGCUGGAACGACGCGUCGACCAAGUCGAUUACGUCGAUUACGUAAUUACGUCGAUUUGCCGGAAGUGCGUCGAUGCGUCGCACUGUUUACAUUUAUCAUUUGAAACGAUGGCGGCGUCAGCUCACAGUGAUACGGUCAAUCCGGCGUUAAACCAAACAGCCAGAACGAGGUCAAAAGUUUGGGAAUUCUUCAAGCAAAGACCGAAUAAAAUGGUGCUCUGCACAUUGUGCAAAAUGGAGAUGGCAUACCACAGCAGCACGACAUCUAUGCACGAACACCUUAAACGAAAGCAUCCUGGCGCUCUCCGACCUCAAAACGACGAGACGGCAGCGAAAAGGCAAAGCUGUGUGUCCGAUUUUUUUCAAAAACGGAAUGCCACUGUAUGCACACCCAUUAUGGCCGCUGGGAUUACUGACAGCAUUCUCAAAAUGAUUGUGAAGGAUAUGAGGCCUCUUUCGAUUGUGGAAGGUCGCGGCUUCCGUGAGAUGGUCAGCACAUUAUGUCCAGGGUACACGCUUCCCAGCAGGCCCCAUUUCACUACAUUAAUGGAAAACAAAUAUGAGAUGACACUUGAGAAAGUGAAAACUUCACUCAAAAAGGUCAAAACAAAAAUCACUCUCACAACAGAUGCAUGGACAAGUAUAGCCACUGAGGCAUACUUGGGUGUCACCUGUCAUUUUAUUAAUGAAAACUGGGAGCUGAUUUCCUAUAACCUGACCACAAUGCCACUCGAAGAACGUCAUACAGCUGAAAAUAUUGCUGGUUGGGUGGAACAAGCAGCAGAGAAAUUUGGUAUAUCCAUGGCUAAAGUGUUGGUUGUUGUACAUGACAUCGCUGCUAAUGUUGUUGCAGCUUUAAGAAUCCUGGAAGAGAGGCACAGGGUUACUUCACUCAGGUGUGCUGGCCAUACACUGCAGCUAAUCGUGAACCAUGCUCUAAAGAAUGCGCAGAUCAACAAGACAGUAAGUGCUGCAAGAUGCCUCGUAGAACAUUUCAAAAACAGCGAGCUGGCCAGCACCAAGCUCAAAGCCAAGCAGCAACAAAUGGGUACUCCUCAGCAUAAUCUAACACAAGAUGUAUCAGUGAGAUGGAAUAGUACAUUUUACAUGAUCAGUCGCUUGCUGGAACAGAGGUGGCCCGUGACAGCAACCCUUUCAGACCCUGAAGUCACACAGCGAGGGAAGCGCUACCUGGAUCUGAAGGGUGAUCAGUGGAGCCUACUUGAAGAACUCGAACAAGCCCUAAAGCCCUUUGAGUGUGCUACAGUCUUCCUAAGUGCACAGGAUUAUGUCACUGUUUCUGCUCUACCUCCACUGGUGAAGGGCCUUCAAAAGUCAGCACAGAACACAUCAUUUGAGACCACAGCUGUCAAGGCUUUUCAAGCUGCUGCGGCAGAAGAGAUUGCUUCUCGAUGGAUGAAAGAGACCACAUUCAGAGAUGAUGCACAUAAUGUAUGUAUUAUUGCUGCUGCUCUUGACCCACGAUUUCGAAAACUUAGGUUUCUGUCGGAAGAAGAGAGCCUUAAAGUGCAAUUCAAAAUUCAAGCUCUUGCACUGCAACAAAAAAAAGUGAGAGAGAGGAAACACAGCAACUUAAUGUGGAACAGGAGGACGCAAAUGCCAUACCCCUCGCUUCAGAGAGAAGGCCAGUGUCUCUGCUGGACACUUUGCUGGGUUUUGAAGAUUCAGAUGAGCCCAGCAACACUGAGGGAGACAAUGAAAAAGGUAAUGAUGAAACUGAAAGUGUAAUGGUGGGGAAUGAGGUACUAAUGUAUUUUAGUGAACCACCUAUCCAAAAGAAUGAAAAUCCUCUCAACUGGUGGAAGGUAAAUGAAGGAAGGUUUCCUACCUUGGCCAUAAUGGCAAAGACAUACUUGUCUAUUCCUGCAACAUCCACCCCAUCCGAACGCCUCUUUUCUGCUGCCGGAAACAUUGUGACCAAGAAAAGAGCAAGUCUGACUGCAGAGCAUGUAGACAUGCUUACAUUCCUCCACCAUCAUUCUAGCUAAACAUUUUUUUACCCAGAACUUCAGAAAAGUUCAAUGUUUAAGUUGAUGUUUAUUCAGGUUUUAUAUAUUUAAUUUUGUGACUUUUUUAUUUUCAGGUAUUAAUAUAUGCCUAUUUUAUUGUGCAAGUUAAAAAAAUGCCCAUUUUGCACAGUUUAUGUGGGGUGAAUUUGUGUUUAACUUGUUAAUGUGAUCUGUUAUAUUUUCCUUGGCACUGCCACUUUAUUUUUAUUUUGGAAAUGUUUGUUUGUUUAAAUAGGAAAAUGCUUAAUGCCGGCAACUUGGCAUUAAUAGCAAAUGUUGUUACCUUUAUUAUUUGUCUAUGAAUUAUAUAAAAUAACCCUUAGAAUAUUUUUGUUUAUGGUGAAUAAUGGCCAUUUUGCACUUUAUGUUGGGCUGAAUUUAUGCUGGAUUGUUUUUAUGUGAUUUCAGUUAUAUUUUUCUUGCACUGCCACUUUAUUUUCCAUGUUGGAAAUUGUUGUUUAAUUUGUUAAAAUGUUUAAUUAAAAUGUUGGCAUUAAUAGCAGAUGUUACAUUUAUUAGUUGUCUGUGAAAAAA
Paramisgurnus dabryanus is the source of this 3013-nucleotide messenger RNA. Its product is annotated as E3 SUMO-protein ligase ZBED1-like. Gene Ontology annotation, molecular function: DNA binding. Lineage: Eukaryota; Metazoa; Chordata; Actinopteri; Cypriniformes; Cobitidae. The record is from RefSeq and is a predicted model, not a curated record.